This is a messenger RNA of Gigantopelta aegis, 958 nucleotides long. RefSeq lists its product as uncharacterized. Bases 152 to 922 code for a protein of 256 amino acids. The record is from RefSeq and is a predicted model, not a curated record. The transcript is spliced from 10 exons. Gene Ontology annotation, cellular component: MIS12/MIND type complex. Lineage: Eukaryota; Metazoa; Mollusca; Gastropoda; Neomphalida; Peltospiridae. Gene Ontology annotation, biological process: mitotic sister chromatid segregation; cell division.
CAGAGUUAACUACCCUUUAGAGGAAAUGGCGCCUUGUUUAAGUUUCGAUGGCAAGUCAAACGACAAAUGAAUAUAAAUAGUAAAUCAAGAAAGAAAAAAAUAUUUAUAGCUAGUAUAUUUCUUAGUUGUAGUUACCUAUGAUAAUACUAGGAUGAGUGGGAAAAAGAACCGUCGACGAUCAAGUUUGGCUCCAAACCGAGUAUCUAUGGUAACUGUCACAGAUUCCAGAGGUCCAGAACUUCACAGGUUGAUUGAUCCUGAUCUUCCAGAUGAAAUUAGGCUUGCUAAGCUGUCUUCUGUUUGUCUAGAGCACACACUGCAGAAUAUGGGCAUGGAGGACUGUCCUCACUUUGACUGGUUCAAGAAGACAGCACAAGAAAACAUUGGAAGUCUAAUUUCUCAACUACAGGAGGAUGGUGUCUUUGAACAAGCUUGUCAAAAAGACAGGUUACUACCAAACCCUGUUAAUGAAGACCUGGAUGCAAGAAUAGCAGAUGCAGAAUUAUCCAUUAAUGGCUUGGAAAGUGAAAAGCAGAAAUGGGAUGAUAUUUCCAACGAACUUGAUGAGAAGGUUAAACAAGCCGAGUUGGAAAAGGAAAAGAAGGAAGUGCAUGUUUCCCGCCUGCCUGACAGUGUGAAGAUUCAGUCGAGGGAUUACUACACUCCUACUUCUGAUUACCAGGUCAUGGUAACCGACGUCCAGCAACACGUCAACAAAGCCGCAUUGUCGAUGGAAGAAAGUUGCUGUUCGGUAAACCUUCUUCAAACAAGCCACCAGAAAGUUUCAGCUCUACUAGAGACCGGAUGCAAUCAGCUCUGGAAAGAAUCAUUUCAGGAUGUUGGGAGUCCACGGCAGCAACUAACGAGUCGGUUGGCUGUACCAGAUCACAGUUCAGAUCAACACAUUAAUGGAGAAAUGUAAUCUGGAUUUUUAAAAAUAUACAUAUUGUAAAUAGUA